UGGCUGUCAGUGGAAAACUAAUAGCAGGGAGUCAGUCAGAAGAAAUGUGUCGCCAGCACAUGGAGGGGCCGGCGCCGCGGGUUCCCCGUCGGAAGAGUGGACAGGAGGCCUAACGCUGUGCGGAGCCGGGGAGAGAUAGGUCGGGGAUGGUGGAAGAGGACGGUCAUGUGGUGUAGGAGAAAACAGAUGCACAGACUUCGGAAUGCCACAGGCUGUCUCACUGCUGCCCUUCCUGCUGGUGCUCAUGGGAUACGCUUUUGCAGGGCUCAAUAUCUGGCCCUCCUUCCACGUUGCCCUUAGCAACGCCAGUGUAUUUGUGGACUUCAGCACAAAAUCCAACAUCAGCACCAUUCGCAACACAAGCGUCUCUCUGGUCAACACGGAAACCAACAACACCCUUCUGACCAGGACUCUGUCCAACAACCAACUGGCUGGCAAGGUGGAGUUCGACUGCUCCUGCUUCCUGUACGCAGGAACUUACAGGUUCCUGCUGAGACAGACCAGCACCACUGCCGUUUCUCCUGCAAGUGGCACAGAUGUCAGUAGCGUGGAGAGCACCACCUGGUGGUGGAGUUCAGAACUGCAGGUGCAGUGGCCUACCUUUCACAUCGCUGUGGAGAGGGCUGGUAACCACUCAGGAUCUUUUCAGGUUGGUAUAUCCACCAAUGAACACUUUCAGGCUUGUUCCAGCGGCCUUGACUCGGCUCUCUUCCUAGAGGUCAGCUACAUGGAGUACAACCAGAUUGGGCGGAACAGCAUUGACAAGGUCCGAGCCCGCGUACAACACCCAAUCAGACCCCUCCGCUCCCAGAGUGUCGAGCUGUCCUGUGCAUUUCCGUUCACAGAAAGAGACUUCAUACGAGUGGCUCUGCGGUCACCUCACACAGCACAGGAAGUGAAGAGCUCUGGUCCUCUCUACCUGUCCCGUAUCUUCUCCUAUAAACUACUGGUGGAAAACAGCAACACUUACAAGAGUGGUUGUGAAGGGACUAUGACUGUUAAACUGAUAACCCCACCAUGUGCUCACAUCAAUGGGAAAGUACUGCUGUAUAAGGAUGCAAGUGUUGGAAGAGGGGCUGCUGUUUCCUCUGGGGUCGGAGCAGGUGGAACAUCACUGAUCGGUUUUGGUUCAGAGGAGCCCUCCUCUCCUCCGCUAGCCUUUAACUGGCUGACUCAGGGAGAGAAUGAGACAGAAUUCAACUGUUCUGUUUUUUACCCCGGAAGGAAUAAGUACUGCUUUCGCUUUGUUUUCAACUUCAGUCGCUCCCCCAGUCCAGCACAGACCUGUUUGGUGGUUCACAGGAGCACAGAGUCAUGGGGGCCCUGGCAGCCAUGGAGUGUUUGCAGUGUGAGCUGUGGGGAGGGGGUGAGGGAACGAGUACGUGAGUGUUUGCUCCCCUCAAGUGUCGGAGGGAUGCACUGCAAUGGCAUGCUGAAGGAACAGUCCCUCUGCUCUCUGGAGGACUGUGUCGUGUUGCCCAGUCCUCCUCCAUCCCUCCCCCCUUUACCUGUCGAAGUCUCACCCCUAGGUGGUAACAUGGUCAUGGUGGCUGGCAUUUCCCUUUGCCUGGCUGUGAUUCUGGCUACUGUUGUGGUGACUGUGUGGAGAAAGCUUUGCCAGACCCCUCAGUGCAGCUCUGUCCGCAGAGGCUCCCUGCAUUCCCCUGGGGGACGCAAGCUGUCCGAUGAGGCCUCUAUCUGCGGACACAGCCUUCAAAGACCCAGUCUGUCCGAUGGCCAUGGCCAACCAGGGAGCGUGGGUGUGGGUGUGGCCCAGAAAGACAGGCCUUCCCUGGGCAGUCAGCCUCUCUCACAGACCCUUGUGAUGCCUCUCUCACAGGACCCAGAAAGGCUGUCUCCCACAGGUCAGAAGGUGUUGCCGCCAAUAUUUGGGUACCGACUGGCGCAGCAGCAGUUGAAAGAAAUGAAAAAGAAGGGGUUAAAGGAGGCCACACAGCUGUACCAUGUCUCUUCAAGCCCAGUCCAUGACACCUUGGUGGAAUCAUCUGCUUCACCCACCAACUCCCCGAUUCCUACACAAACUGGAUUCGCUCAUUCUCCCCUCCCUUUGGGCCUCCCGGACGACACCAACCACAACCAUUUUCGUAUUGCAGCUCCCUUUUCUGAGCCAGCAUCCCAGACUUCGAGGGUCACGCUGGACAGACUGAGUCCCAGAGUGGAGCUGGUCUUAGGUCCUGUCUCUGCUAGUGGGGGCAGCUCAAAAUGGCGUGACCACACUGCCGAUUGGGUGGAGAUGGUAGAGAGGAGUGGGUUAGCAGGUAUAAGAGGCGGAGCGGAUGCAGGAAUGGGAAACUCCAAUCACAAGAAUCCAAAUUUCCGCCGGACCUCCAGUUUCAAUGACACCAAACCCCAGCCUCCAUCCUCUGCACAGUCGAGACACUUCAGAGAACGGAGCAUGACCCAGGUGGGAUCUCGGACCCUUCCCGAAGGAAGUUGUUGGAACAAAGGAGUCUGGGAGAGACAGCCAUACCUCUCUUACCCCAUUCCAGAGCAUGGGGCCUCAGAGUGGGCUAAAUCCAGACAUCAGAAAAAUGACCGGAGGAAGCCCUGGAUAGAGACAGCUGCUCCUUCUCACAACAGUGAACUCAAACACACAGGAACCAACACAAACAGCAUUUCAGCAUCUGAGAAACGUGCUAAAGGAGACGUCAGUUGCGCUGUGGAAAGGCAAAGGAGUGGUGAACCCGGAGGUGGAGGGAGAGAGGUGAUCUCAGGGAUUGGGGGUCCAGCCAUGGGGCCUGUCAAUACUCAUGGAUUGAACCGGCUGACUAUGGAUCGGGCAGAGCGGGCUGAGCAGAACUGGAACCGCCGUGGCCCAUCGCCUAUCCAGAGGAACAUCCUGGCCCGGAAAUUAAAGGAGGCUCAGUCCUGCUCUGGGGUCAAGGGGCGGCAGCGAAGCUCCACCUUUAGUGCAUCGUCCUCUGAGCAGAGGAAAGGUCGCUGCCGCUCUCUGCCAAUGUCCGGUGAAUACAGCAGCAGUGCCGGCUCACCCUACAGGCUGAGUGAAGCAGAACAGAGGAUGUUGGACCUAGAUCUGUCCUCAUCAUGAGAUGGGGAGGAGGAGUAGAUCACUCAGGAUUGUAGCACUAUACCUGGGUGGAAACGCCAUUGCCAUUUACAUUUAUUCCUAACCUAAAUCCUUUCUGCUACUCCUGUGACUUUAACCUAAUAUUAACACAGACACACAUAUCGGUGAAGAUUGCACCGCAUAUAAGACAUUUAGGGACUUUGCUUAUCUAUGAGAAGGAGAGCAAAAAUAAGAUAUUUAAGUUUAUUCUAUUUGAAAAUUUUUUACCAAAACGUAUUUCUGUCAUGACUGUAGAGAAUUUCUCUCUAUUCAGGACACUUUUGGAAGAGGUUUCUUUGUAUAUCAAUUACUGGUACAGUGUUUGGCAUAAUAAGACAAUUUAAAAUGAAGUUGUACCUACAACUUUAUGCACCAUUAAACACAAGCUCCAUCAAUGACAGUAUUCAAAACACUGGAGAAGACUGGUUUAGUCUUAUUGUUCUGCUGAAUGUGCUCUUUUUAUUGUGCUGCGAAGUCAUGCUGUUCUCUCACUAUGAUAUGGUUUACUGUUCAGGGACAUUUUGAAUGUGUGAUCUAAGCAAAGCAUUUUUCAUGUGUUUUCUGAAAAAGUUAGAGCAGUAGUAUCCAGUUGUGACUCUGUUUGAGGACCCUCAAAUAUCAAACAUCAGCACGGCAGGACUGAGAUGCUACUUGUUUUAUUGUUUGAGUAAUAUCAUACACUUUAUAGAAAUGAAAAGCUUACUGGAAAACAGAAGAUACUGUACUAUCGACAUUGGUAAUAGUUUCAAAUAAUGAAGCAAAGCGAGAAAUUAAAAUAUAUAGACUUUA
This is a messenger RNA of Xiphias gladius (swordfish), 3877 nucleotides long. RefSeq names its product thrombospondin type-1 domain-containing protein 1. The transcript has 8 exons. NCBI's taxonomy places the organism in Eukaryota, Metazoa, Chordata, Actinopteri, Istiophoriformes, Xiphiidae. The record is from RefSeq and is a predicted model, not a curated record. The coding region runs from base 203 to 3070 and encodes 955 amino acids. Gene Ontology annotation, cellular component: cell periphery.